This is a messenger RNA of Erpetoichthys calabaricus (reedfish), 2318 nucleotides long. Its product is annotated as prostaglandin E2 receptor EP1 subtype-like. Gene Ontology annotation, molecular function: thromboxane receptor activity; prostaglandin E receptor activity. The transcript is spliced from 4 exons. The coding region runs from base 790 to 1929 and encodes 379 amino acids. Gene Ontology annotation, biological process: positive regulation of cytosolic calcium ion concentration; inflammatory response; adenylate cyclase-activating G protein-coupled receptor signaling pathway. Gene Ontology annotation, cellular component: plasma membrane. Lineage: Eukaryota; Metazoa; Chordata; Cladistia; Polypteriformes; Polypteridae. The record is from RefSeq and is a predicted model, not a curated record.
GAGCAGGUUAGACCCCCGCCGCUGAAUGGGGUCUCUUCCACAGGGGUCACGAUCGCAGGACCCUAGUGCUGUGCGUGCGCUCCGAGUCUCCAGUCCACCAAGGGCAUGCGCCGCCGCUAAAUAAGAAGUGCGCCCUGCGGGGGGCACGCGUUGCCAGGCUGACAUCACCGCACAUCGCUGACUUCUCUUUUUUUUUUUCUUUUUUUCUUUCUUUUCUUUUCUUUUUUUUUUUUUUCUCUUCAGUUCCGAGGAGCGCUGAUGCGCCGACGGCACGCCGCCAGUGGAGCGCAGGAGGCUGCGCACGCCCCUCGUCUGCUCUGCUCUGCUCUGCUCGGCUCUCCUCGGAGCCCGACGGAUAUUUUUGGCAGGUGAUUCCCUGGAGCGGACGAGCCGCCGCGAGUCGCGAGUCUCAGAGGAGGACACCUCGUAGAUCUCUUAACGGCGAAGUCGCCACAACUCCCGGUCAGCCCCUUCUCGUCUGACGGGGCAGGAAACACACAGGAGGCGCUGCGUGGGACGACCGCAGUGGCAGGAGCUGCGCGGUUCUCUUCGUCCCCCCGGACUUUUUAGGGCAGGAGCCUCGUGAAAGUUCGGCGGGAGGAGAGGCAGGAGUGUCGCCGAGAGGAGCCCCCCCCACAAGCCCUGCGCGUCCCGGACCCCGGGAUCAGAAACAAGACCUUCGGCUGCUGCUAACGGACUCGGGCGAGCCGAGAAGAGCAGGCGGCAGGGCCAGAUGGGCUAAUCUCACCUCCAUGCUGCUUUGUUCAUUGGCUCACCCAUGGGCACCUCAUGAUGCUAGCCCUUCAGUUCCAGAACAUGUCUAUGAAUCCAGACGGCGCCUUCAAUGCCAGCGUUCUGGGCGAGCAGAGGAAUGGCACAGUGGAAGGAGAUGAGCUGGAAAGCAAAGCGCCAGUCCUGACUCAGCCAGUGGUCGCCUCUUCUGCCUCACCCGCCAUCCCGGGCUUAUCAAUGACACUGGGGGCAAUGUCCAACAUCAUCGCCCUGGUCAUCUUGGCGAAGUCCUAUGCCCGUUUCCGUCGACGGUCCAAGGCCACGUUCCUGCUCUUUGCCAGCAGCCUGGUGGUGACGGACUUUGCAGGUCACGUUAUUCCCGGAGCCUUCGUACUGCGACUGUAUGCUGUGGGCAUGAAGUGGCAUGCCAUUGACCAUUCGGGAGCGCUUUGCCAACUGCUGGGUGCCUGCAUGGUAUUUUUUGGCUUGUGUCCCCUUUUCCUGGGAUGUGCGAUGGCCAUCGAGCGCUGCGUGGGGGUGACACGUCCCCUCCUGCACUCAGCCCUAGUGACUUCAACUCGGACUAAACUGACCCUGGCAUCAAUUUGGCUGUUCGCCUUGUGCAUUGCCCUGCUGCCCACGUUGAACUUUGGCAAGUACACGACACAGUACCCUGAGACCUGGUGCUUCAUUGGCGUUCACGGGCACACGCGGGUCUCCGAUGUCGCCUUUGGACUGCUCUUCUCCCUGCUGGGGCUGGCUUCCCUGGCAGCUGCCCUGCUCUGCAACACGAUAAGUGGCAUCACACUGGUGUCUGCCCGCCUCCGUAAGCGUGUCUGCAACCGAAGAGCCAAGUCCCACGACAUCGAGAUGGUGGUGCAGCUCCUGGGCAUUAUGGUGGUAUCAUGCAUCUGCUGGAGUCCCAUUCUGAUCUUCGUGGCGAUGUCAGUGACCAAGUCGUACGGUGACACCGACUACAAUGUCCAGCACUACAGGUGGCUCAUGUUUCUGGGCGUCCGACUGGCCUCCUGGAAUCAGAUCCUUGACCCCUGGGUCUACAUCCUGCUGCGGCGGGCCGUGCUGAGGAAGAUCUACCAGAUCGUCAUGCGGCAGAGGGACCUGGCGGGCAGCAAGCUGGGCCGCUGGGAAGUCAGCUCUUUCCAGAGCUCUGAGAGGACGGUGAUGAACAGGGUCUAAGCCGCUGCCCGGCGCAGAGACCACCCGGCUGUGAAGGAAUGCGGUGCCUCACCGGGCAUCAUGGCAGCCGAGAUUGGACGUGUAACUCUGUGGCAGCAGCAGGCCUCACCAGGUCUCGGCGUUGUCAAGCAUGGCAAACACUGAAAGGGGCGCUAAUGAGUGCCAGCGCUGCUGCUGCUUGUGUGGGCACGGCUUUGGGCACCUCUAUAACGGGCAUUGUGAAGGAAGGAGCCACACGAGUCGGUCAGCCACCCUGUGGCAAGAAUUCAAGUUCGCCCACUCGAGUUUGUCUCAGGAACUGGGAAACGAAACCUGCAUGUAAAUACGAGCAAGAAUAUACAUUUGUAAAAUAAAUACUAAUAAAGCUAAUUUAACACUUUUUAAAAAGA